This is a messenger RNA of Gambusia affinis (western mosquitofish), 10602 nucleotides long. RefSeq lists its product as uncharacterized. The transcript is spliced from 12 exons. The record is from RefSeq and is a predicted model, not a curated record. Gene Ontology annotation, molecular function: protein binding. Bases 7669 to 9546 code for a protein of 625 amino acids. NCBI's taxonomy places the organism in Eukaryota, Metazoa, Chordata, Actinopteri, Cyprinodontiformes, Poeciliidae.
AUGACCACGUAGAAUGGGCAUCAGCCAAUGAAAAGGUCCAUGGUGGAGGUUCCCUUCCUCAGCUCUGAUUGAGUCGCUCUGGGCUCGUGCCUUUGAUCUUAAUGGCCUCGUUAACUGCCAUGGCAACAGCAGGGCUGGUCUUCCUCUGCAGAAACCAGGUUAAAGUUUGAUGACAUCGGCUGAUGAUGAAAGAUGAAUAAGUCGUGACUCCGAGCUUCAGCUCAGAGACAUUGAUCCUCCCUGGGUCAGAACCCGCUCAGGUCCAGUCCUGCUUCUAAACACAAACAUUCAUUAAGUUUGAUGUUUUGACUGGAAAAGAAUCUGUUUCAUUGAACUUAGCAUUGAGCUAGCAGCCUCCCUGAAAGAGCAGAGCAUUAAUUCCAAUCUGAACAUAAUUUCAUCAGAUCUUCUGCAGCUCCUGGGAGGUGGACCCAGUUCAUCCUCAACUGGAAUUGGUUCUAAACCAGUUCAGCAGGUCCAACUAGAUUCAUGCUAACAGUUCAGUAUUUGCAAAUAGAUUUGGAGCUCAGACUCAAACUUUUGAUCAUCGUUUAUCUGAAUUCAACUCUGACGAUAUUCAUGAAGAUCAUUAUGUAGAUGAACUGGCGUCUCGUUGCCUAGCGACAUGUUUUUAUUCAGAUAUCACAGCUGAGUUUCCAGAACUGCUACUCUCCUCCUCGUAUUUUCUAAAAGUUGUAGAAAACCAGUUCAGUGAAAUGAUCAGUUGAUUAAAUGAUUCUAAAGUAGAAAUAAACAUCUGGAAACGGUCUAGUUAAAGGCUGCCAGUUAAAGACAUCCAGAUCCACAGAUGAGUUCUGGGUUUUAAAAUAAUAAUAAUAAUAAAGUCAUGAAUUCAUAUCUUGAACAGCAGGACGCUACACACUUGUAUGGAAUAAACAUGAACAGCUUCCUCCAAAACGCCAUGUUGUGAGUGGCAUUUAGAUUUACUAAGGCUAAGCUAACAGCAGGUUAGACCAGCAUUUACCCUACUGAAUAAAAGAUGGGUGGCCCAACAUGGUUCUGGUGGUUCUUAAUGGUUCUGAUGGAUCUCUAUAGUUACCGCUGCUGGUUCUGUGAGGUUCUGUUCCUCCAUGUUGGACCUGCAGACUCCUCUCCUCCUUCCAGCUGCUAACAUUUGCUAAAUGUCACAUUUAAUUGUUGCUUUCUCUUUCUGAUAUUUUCUCAGCUGAACUUGUUCUCAGACUCUGCGGCUGUUUGCUGUCAUUAGUCCUGAUGAAUCAUUUCAGCGUUCAGCGCCGUGAUUCCUGCUCUCUGAUUGGCUGUCGUCAGGUUGACCGGCAGCUGUGCAGGAGGAAGACCUGCUGCUGGUCUCCUGCUCUGCAGCAACCUGUUGCUCAGGACCAUAUUAUUGCUGCUGAUAGGGGUUGUGUGUUGCAGAUCGGAUUGGUGAAAAUUUUCUCGUGAUACAUUUUUUUUAUUUCCCACCUUCCUAAUGGACCCGAACCAGUUUGAUGAGCUAGCUGGGCGCCUCCCUUGGUUUCUUCUGCAUCGGGUAAGAGAGCGGACGUCACGCUGCACUGACUCUCACCUUACCAGUUGAUGUGAACACCUACCAGUUUACUGUAUAACAGCGAGUUGUAAAACCUGAUGGUUACACCGACAUGCAGUUGGAUGUCCUGAAGUAUUCUGGACUUAAAAGUCAACCGGACCAGAAUCACAUCGGCCACACGUUGACCUCACCGUCUGCUUUUAUUCAUCUGUAAGAAUCAGUUGAGCGCUCAGCAAGAGGACAAGACUGAGUCCAAGUGGAUCUGCAGGAUCACGUCCAGUCAGGCAGAACCAGGUCCAGAACCACAGGUCCGGAUCCACGGGUCCAGAGUGUCUCUGAGCUUUAGAUGUUGAUGUCAGCAGUGGUCUACUCAGCUUAACGCGGUCAUAUCUGACACAGCUAAUGGGCUUUAAACACUGAGUGAAAUAUCUGGCAUAUCUGACACACACAACAUUCAGUCGUGUUUUCGUCACUUGUGGGGACUUCCAUUAGCCUAACCCUAACCAUCACAUACCUAACCUUAACCUUUACCCUACCUAAGUUUAUGGAGUUUUUAACCCAAAUUUGGUGAUUUUUAGUUGGUUGGAAGUUUAUUUUACUUAAAGGAAAGAAGGAAAAGAAUAAGAGGGUGCUUAACGAAAUUCAAGUAAGGAAACGAAGAAACGCCUGAAGAAGACAAAGUAAUGUCGAAAUGUCGCGAAAUGAAGCUAAGAAACAAAGACAAAGAAAAAGCAAGAAACAGAAGACAAGUACAAUUCCAAUUAGCCGAAUGAAGAAAAGAAAGAAAUGGGGUCCCACAAACUAAGUAAAGUUUUUUUCAUUUCAUUUGGGACACAGCUGAAAGGACAGGGUGGAGAGCUCUUCCAGCCUUCCACUUGGAAGGUUGGCUCUUCCCCUCACCUAACCAUCACAGACACAACUACCAACCCAAAAACAACAAUUUCCCUCAUAGGCUCCAAGAAAAUGUCCCCACAAGGAGCAACGGUCCCAUAACUCCACAUUGUAGACCGAAAUAAGUUCCCAUAAGGAUAUAAAAACCUGGUACACACACACACACACACACACACACACGGCUCAGCAGGGCCCAGUCCUCCCUCUCCAGCUGUAUCCUCUGGUGCCGGUUCUGAUCCGGUCGUCUGUUUCUGUUGUUUACUUCAACAAGUGGAGGAAAAAAUAAAAAACACUUUUCACUUAAAGGCAACUUUAAAAAUGUCAGUAACAUAUUAGCAGAAAUAUCAUGUGAGUCACUUUGAUUUUGAGUGGAGCUGAUGCUCUCAUGAAUCAACAAGGAGGUCAGAGGUCAAAACUUCAUCACAACACAUAGGAGACUUCAGAGACGUUUCUCUCAUUUCCAGUUUCCCCAGUCAGACUUUAGAGGACUCUUCAUGAGUCUACUGCUCCUCUUCCUCUCUGGCACCAUCUGGACGCCUGUAUGGGACAAAAGGGUCAGGUCGUCUCCAGUUACCCAGACUCUACUGUGGUCCAAAUGGUUUCAGCUCAGAUGAUGUGAAGUUCACCACAAACUGCUUAGAAGACGACCAGCAGCUCCUCUUAGGUUCCCAGGACUGGAGCAACUGGUUUCUGUGGGGUGAAAGGUCGUGACCUGGAUCAGCAGCCUGGUUUCCCUGUCAAACACCCCGAACCUCCAGCUGCUGAAACCUUACUGGAGGGGAAAUGGACACCUGCCGUUUUCACCAGCUUCACCAACCUGUAGCCCGUUCAUUCAUCCAGCCACUGGGGGGCGCUGUUAUAAAACGCUGGCUAUGCAGGGCUGGAGUGGAGCGGUUUUCCUUAAUGUCCCAAAACUGGAUGAAAACUUGAUAUGGAGUUACCAAAUUGAGCAGUGAGUUGUUUGGAUCCUUUUUUGGAAGUUUGUUAAUUUUACUGCUAGAAUCUGUUUUUAGGCGGCGGUUUGUGUGCAUGAGCAGCUCCGUGGUUUGAACGCCAUAGCAGACUUUGGUUACUUCGGAUACGUUGGUGUUUAAAACGGUUUGUUCUCAUGGAAUAGGACUGCUGGUUGUCUGUAGUUAAUGUCGUAAGGGUCCUUAACAAUUUGGCUGACCUGCCACUGACCCGUCCAUGAAGUUUCAUGAUGUUUUAAAAUGAAUCUGGUGGCUGUUGGUGAAAUGCUAAUGAUGCCCCAGUUCAUUUUCGGUUUAUUCUAACAGAGAUUGAAUGUAUUUUUAAUGAAUUACUAGAUAUCUGAUAUGCAACAUGGAUUAAUAGAAAACAUAAAUAAUGUAAUCCUAGACUUUAUGUGUGGAAAUUUGAAACGUUACUAAUUGAUUGGGUUUGUUAGUCGUGGAAUUGCGUUUUUUGCUGACCUUAUAGUCAGGUUAUUAUUUGGACCAGAGCCUCUGCUAGAAGUGGCGAUCAGGUAGAUGGAUUUGAUUUGUCUCUGGACAUCGGACGCCUUUUAGAUAAAUAUGUUUUAGCCAAAGACUUGAGGGCAGAAACCCUGGGGACUGGUGGUGUUAUUGGUAUAAUUUAGUCCAUAUUUAAUAGUUCUUCCACUCUUUGAAAAGUUCUGGAAGAGAUUAAUGAGAGCUUGUUGUCAACAUACAAGGAAACUCUGGAGUUUUUACUCUGUGGUGCCGUUCCAAGAGACCCUCAUCCUGACCUCUGACCUCUGAGCCCUCAUUGCCUGCCAUCCCGUGUGCUGCUGUAGUAACAUGAUGAUGAUGAUGGAUUGGACCUGGCUGUGCAGAUGAGCAGGGCAGGGCUCCGUUAACGCGCCGCUCCUUUCAUGUAAUGAGUUUUAUUGGCACGGCUGCUUGGCUGCCAUUAGUGACGCUAAUAGACAAACAACUGUCUGGUUUCAUAUUUAACGAGGCGAUGAGUGAAAGCUGGAGGAGCUGAGAGUUGCAGUCAGCAUCCUGUCCUCUCCUCUGGGAACUCCUCUGCUGCAGCUGACAUUAGCAGGAAAUGUCAGUCUGCUGCAUAUUUCAGGCACACAGAGCUCAGCGAGCCUCAAAUCCACAUAAAUGCAGAGAAAGCGUUUAUUUCUCCUCAGUAAUGGACCUUAAUGCUGAAUCAGAAGCUUCUUGACCGUUUCAGUUCAGACCUCAGGACUUUGCUGCGUCUCCGUUUCCCAGAGCAGAAGUUUGACUUCAGCAGACUGCCAGAGUUUCUGCUUCACCUUCAGCCACAAACGAAAUUCAGUCGUUAAAAUCAGACAGUGAUACGAAAACCACCAAAACAUCACCUUGGGAAGUCGUCCAUCCGUCUGUCUGUCCAUCCGUCCAUUUCGAACCCAGGACCUUCUUGCUGCAAGGCAGCAGCUCUACCUACUGCCCUACUGUGCAGCCCCCCUCCUUGGGAAGUCGUUUGAUGUUCAAUCUUCUGUAAUAAGCCAAACAUGACAUGUUGAUGCUGCUGCUGUGGAACAGGAUAGAGAUUAAAUCUGUUAUUGAUUUAUUGAUUGUUAGCGGCUGCAGCGCUGCAUACAUGCUGACGACGCUGCUGCAGCUGAGCAGGUUGAUGCAGACGAGUUUCUGCAGCAGCUCUGGGAUGUGGGCCAGGACUUCCUGAAACUUCCCAGAAUCCUCCUUGUUUCCUUGUUAGACAUGCCUUAAUAAACUCCAAGUCUGUUCUAGUUGGGAAAUAUCUGAAGUUUGUGAGCAUCAGGCAGGUCAAGGUUUGGAUGAAACACGCAGCAAACAUCAGGUCAACUUCCAUCAGUCAAUAUAUUGAUCAAUGUUCCAGUUACCAAUAAUCAGAUCAGCUCCAACCAGCUGGCUUUUAGUCUGGAUGUAAAGGAUCUCAGUGUUUCAGCAGCUUUGCAGUUUUCUGUAAGUUUGUUCCAGAUCUGUGUUGCAUAGAAGCUGAAUGCUGCUUCUCCGGGUUUGUUUCUGGUUCUGGAUGCAGAAGCAGAACCAGAGAGAGGCGGCUUACUUUCUGAUCUGCUGUCCUGAUAAACGCUGGGAUUCUACUUUUGCCGUUAACUGGACCUGGUUGUGGUUCUGAUUCUGGUGCGGACAGGACCGUGUUUAUAAUCUGAAACCUUUAAAUAAAAGAGCAAAACCCGAAGAGGUGUGAAUAUUUCCCCAGAUUGUCAAAGCACACAGAAACCUGCAAAAAAGAAAUCAGUGAUACUGGAAACGAUGUCCACCAGAGAGGACGGGUCCGUCGGGAACCGGGUCGACCCGACCUGCUAACGGCUCAUCUGGAGGACUUUAACUUCUCCACUUAGAGAAGCGGGAGUUUUUCAAUCAGCUUCUCUGUGGUGAUUUGGUUCCAUUUCCUGCUUCCAUCAGUGAGAACAACUCGUUUAAUCUCUAACUGCAAAUUACAUUUUAAAAAUCAUUAAAGCUCCUCAAGCAAACGGCUUUAAAUGGGCCAAUAAAUGUCAGAGGAGGAUGGAGGUUUGUGUCUGAUUGGCUUCAGAAACCAUUUCCUUAUUCAGCCUCAUAAGGAAAGACAUGGGGGUUCAUGUUUUCACAAUUUUAUUCAUUCAUUCAUUCAUUCAUAAAUGUCACAAUUUCAGCUAAAUUGCUAAAUAUUUAGUUAGCAGCUGCUAGUCUCCUAACAAAACAUUUAGCUUGAAUAUUAGCUAAAUAUUUAGCUCUGAGAUAGCUCAGUAUUUUUGCUAGCUCUGAGCUAAAAUGUUUAUCUUGCACAAUAAAUAUUUAGCCAGCUACCUACAUAUUGAGAAACUGCAUUAGGUUUUCUGUUAGCAUGGUUAGCUUACAGGUUUUCUGUUAGCAUGGUUAGCUUACAGGUUUUCUGUUAGCAUGGUUAGCUGUUUUAAUUCUGAGUUUGCAGGGUAGGGUUGGUUGUGCCUGUGAGUGGAUCAGACUGUGACAAGAUUAAUUUAAAUAAUCUCCUCAGUGUUUCAUUAGCUUGACGCUCAGAGCUGUGAACCUGUGGAGACGGUCAGUGGAUUACAUGAUUAGUCAGCAGAUUAACACGGAUCACUGCAUGUCUGUAUCGGAUCCGUCACGGAUCAGCACUAAGCCUCCUAAUGUGCACCACUUCCCUUUUCCAGCUGAUCCAGCUGGAGAUCAGGACCGUCUCCAUGGAGAUCAGGACCGUCUCCAUGGUGAUCAGGACCGUCUCCAUGGAGAUCAGGACCGUCUCCAUGGAGAUCAGGACCGUCUCCAUGGACUGUCUCAGCGUACAGACAUGCUGAGACGGACUCAGAGCCGUUUGCUUGGCUCUGCACUGUUUGAUCUGUUUCCUAUCCAGAUUUUAUUGUGAAAGAACAUGAAGCCGAGUCCGGUUUCCUGCCUGCAGCGUCUGAGCCUGUUGGAUCAGAACCUCAGAACUGAGCUGGUUCACCAUCAACUGAGUUGAGUUCUGGAGACAGACGGGGUUCCUGCUGUCCAAUAUUUUCGGUUUCUUCACGAUUUAUUGAAGCUGCAGGCUUUGUUUCCUCCUCUUUGUUUGGUCUAUUUAAAACCUGCUAGCUGUGCUAAACUGAUAAAACUGCAUUUACAUCUACAGGAAGAUGGAAGACGGACAAAAUCCUUCUGAAGUCCAGACACAGCACCUCUGUUGGACUUGUGUCCAAUAAAAACACUGAAGUAAGAAGAAUAAAACGCAGAAUCUCUGCUGGAAUGUCCUGGAGUUCUAGAUCUGUAGAUCUGUAGAACCAGAUCAGGACCUGAGUCCAGUAACUGAUUAGAACAGAGCAGGACUGGUUCCGCUCCAGUGGCUAUGGACUGAUAAGGUUGUCAUAGAAAUGUCUAGAAGCCAACCAGAACCGACUCUACAUCAGCAGACGGAGCUAGCGCUCCAACUGACCACACGUUCAACGGGAGCCGACGUUCAGGGAGGAGCUUCCUUUGUGGUUCCAACCCUCCCAGUGAGGCGGCGUUGAAAACUUCACCAGUUUGCUUCAGAUGAUCCUUGUAGAGUCGCAGGAGGAGCAGCGGCUGCAAGUUGACACGUCUCUCUGUCCUCCAGGUGUCCAGGUGUCCAGGUCCACUCGUCGUCCUGUUGGAGCCCUGCAGCAGGAAUGUGACAGGAAUCUCAAACCACUUUAGACUGACCUCCUGGUGACCUCCUGGUUCCCACCAAGCCUCAGGAAGCCUUCCGCCUUCUGGUUCUUCAUUCUCUCUGGUGUUGCUCUGACCUUUGACCCGAUUGACCCGGCUCCUGAUUGGUUCCCACCGAGGCAGAGGGACACGGCGCCGCCUGCAGGCAGACGGGCAGCCAUGGACGUCCUCUGGCUCGUCCUCCUGUCCUGCCUCCCGUCCUGCCUCUGCGACAUGCUCUGUCCGAAGCGCUGCACCUGCCAGAACCUGCUGCCGUCCUACACGGUGCUGUGCGCCAAGACGGGCCUGCUCUUCGUCCCACCAAACAUCGACCGGCAGACGGCCGAGCUCCGGCUGAUGGACAACUUCAUCACCACGCUGAGACACCGAGACUUCGCCAACAUGACCAGCCUGAUCCACCUGACCCUGAGCCGGAACACCAUCAGCCAGAUCAGACCCUACACCUUCGCUGACCUGCAGGACCUCCACGCCCUCCACCUGGACGCCAACCGCCUCACCGUCCUGGACGACUCGCACUUCCAGGGCCUGGUGAACCUGAGGCACCUGAUCCUGGCCAACAACCAGCUGCACAGCAUCUCAGAGGGGGCCUUCCAGGACUUCCUGGAGACGCUGGAGGAUCUGGACCUGAGCUACAACAACCUGGUGGACAUCCCAUGGGACACGGUGUCUCUGCUGGUCAGCGUCAACACGCUGAGCCUGGACCACAACCUGAUCGAGAGCGUCCCCGAGGGAAUCUUCUCCAACCUGCACAAACUGGCCAGGCUGGACAUGACGUCCAACAAGCUGAAGAAAAUCCCCCCGGACCCGCUCUUCCUGCGGAUCCCGGUCUACGCCAAAAUGAAGGGCUCUCCGCUCACGGCGCUGGUGCUGAGCUUCGGGGGAAACCCGCUUCACUGCAACUGUGAGCUGGUGUGGCUGCGGCGGCUGACCCGCGAGGACGACCUGGAGACCUGCGCCUCCCCCAGAGACCUGGCCGGGAAAUACUUCUGGACCAUCAGAGAGGAGGAGUUUGUCUGCGAGCCGCCCAUGAUAACGCGCCACACCUCCAAGAUGUUUGUGAUGGAGGGUCAGGAGGUCAGCCUGCGCUGCAAGUCCAUCGGGGAUCCGGAGCCGUCCACGCACUGGGUCAGCCCGGACGGGAAGCUGAUCGGGAACACGUCCAGAACCGUCUGCUACGAGAACGGGUCGCUGGACAUCCUGAAGGCGUCUGUCAAGGAUUCUGGGAAGUUUACCUGCAUCGCAUCCAACGCAGCCGGCGAGGCCACCGCUCCCGUUGAACUGGUCGUCAACGCCUCGCCACACUUUGGGCCCAAACUGGAGCCGGAUCCGGGGCCCUCAGACAUCCCCACAUCCAUCAAAUCCAACGUGAGCGGGGGCCAGCCCCGGGCCGACCCGCAGCGGGUCAGCGUGUCGGACCUGACCUCCAGCUCCGCCGUCAUCCACUGGCCGCCACAGAACCACAUCCCAGGGGUCCGCAUGUACCAGAUCCAGUACAACAGCUCCACCGACGACAUUCUGAUCUACAGGAUGAUCCCGGCCAAUCACAAGUACUUCCUGCUGAGCGACCUGGCGGCGGCGCGGGACUACGAGCUUUGUGUCCUGGCUGUCUACGACGACGGCGUCACCACGCUGACCGGAACCAAGAUGGUGGGCUGCGUCUCCUUCUCCACCGACUCAGAGUACGGCCGCUGCCACUCCAUCCGGGACCAGUUCCUGGGCGGCACCAUGAUCAUCAUCAUCGGCGGGAUCAUCGUGGCGUCUGUGCUCGUCUUCAUCUUCAUCCUGCUGAUGAAGUACAAGCUCCAUAGCAACCAUUACAAGCAGAAAGCCGCGGCGCGUCACGCCAACGUCUGCUCCCAGACCAACGGAGGCGGAGGGGGCGGAGCCAGCGGCGUCCUGGUGCUGCCUCCGUCCGCCGCUGGGGGUGCAGGCGCUAAUAAAAGCUGCGCUCCAGCGGCAGAGGGAGGAGCUUCUCUCAGAGGGACGACCGUGGUGGACCUGAACCCAAGUCUUGACGAGGACGCCGCGUCCCAAUAACAGGAAGCCGGACGCUCAGCGCCGACUCCCCUUCCUGUUUGUGUCACUGCGUUUCUUUUUCUGCUCCGUCCUAGAGGCAAACUGGACUUCCUGUGAGGAGCGGCGGCGCUCGGCGGUGUUCUGGCUGUGAUGAAGGGAACUGGGACCGCCUCCGGUCCAGGUCCAGGUCCGGUCCGGUCCGGGUCUCAGCCCUGCUGAUGUUCUGGACCCGGUGAGGUUCUGGCAGAACUCCGGGUCGAUCCAGAAAGUUCUGGUGCCGCUGCUCCUCUCCUCACUAUACAGUCACAUGCCAAAGGAUUACUGUGGGAGCAGCGCCUCCUGCUGGACGCCUUGGCCUGAGACACGAGCGAUGGAAGGACGACCUCUGACCUCCAGACGUUUCUUCAUCCCUCCUCCCUCUCUCUGUUUUAGGGUCCGUGAUGGACGCUGCUCCACCCGAGACAUAAAAACUCUGAGCAGCUUCCUGAAGCGCUGGCGGACUGAACUGACGGCGAAUGUAUGAAGUGGUUUUAAAAGAUGGCUGCAGAUGUUGCCCCUCCCUCCCCUGUUGCUGUCUGACAGUGUCUGUGUUUGUAUGUGACAUCCACCUAACAGUCUUCAGCGGUUUCAUACCCAGAAUUUAACCAUAAUGAAACAAACGGAGAAAAACCACUGCAACAUGUGAAAUGGGAAUUUUAUGCUUUCAUAGACACAAAUAUGUGGAUUUAUAAUGAAAUAAAAAGUAUUUUUAUUGGAAAAUGUGAUUUGUGGGUUUCUUUUGGUUGUGAUGAUCACAUGAAAAAAAGAAAUAUCAAUACAUUUGUAUUAAUUCUGGUCGGAGCAGCCGGGUGGAACCAUGGUGAGCACAUCGAUGUGCAUUCCUGCACAGGGCAGCCUGUUAGCCGCUAACGCUAGCCACCGCAGCCGCCAUUACUGCGCAGAGUUACCGCCAACUCAGGGUGAGCAGGAAUCUACCACAAAGAUGUUCAAAUCGCCUGCUACAAAAUGUUAAAGCUGAGGAAACCGGUGAUGUUUUGAUAACUUUGUUUCCUUUCCCAUCAUCUCUAGUUUGGUUUC